CUGCUUUCUGUCGGAUCCGAAUAAGGAGCAAUGAAGGGAGGACUGCAAAGGGGGCAGCUAAACUGCAACUGCCAUAUAAUAAUAUAUCCCAUUCUGUACCAACUGCACCAGCAACCCUGUAUGGACAGACGCCACCACAUUAGUCCAAAGACUACAAGACAGACGCUGGCAAGGCAUUUGUAGAACAUAUUCUCUGUUCUUUCCUGUUCCGUAAAGUACAAAAUGAGGGAUCGCCUUGAGGAGUUCCUGCAGAAAGCCAAAGAGCUGGAGUUGUGCAAGGAGACUGAAUCCUCUUCAGUGGACCAAAAGGAACCAGAUGAGCUGCAGCAGCAAGCUGUGAUUUUUGAAAGGGAGCCAGUCGUUGACAGUUAUUUACAUGAAAUCCAGAAACUGAAAAAUGAGAUCAAUGAACUUUCCAAUUCUGUGACCAAGUUUGGGCAGGAGCAAAAGGUCCUAGUAUCGAGCAUGCGAAGAUUCAGCGUUAUGAAGAGGGAGGACAAUAUUACCAAGGUUAUCAGAGUCCAAGCAGACAACAUUAAAAGACGACUGGAUUCUUUAUCCCAGGUUGCUAAAAAAUUUGAAGUGGAACACGGCCCAACAUCAGGAGUUACCCGGAUACUCAAGGGUCAGCACUCGGCUUUGUUCGGAAAGUUCCAGAGCAUCAUGCUCCGGUACAACGAAACAAUUGCCUCUAAGCAGUCCAAAUGUAAAACCUUCAUCAUAAGGCAGUUAGAGGUAGCUGGGAAAGAGGUCUCUGAGGAGGAGGUGAAUAAAAUGGUGGAGCAAGGAAAAUGGGACGUAUUCAACGAGAACUUGCUCACUGAAGUCAAAAUCACUAGGACGCAGUUGACAGAGAUCGAGCAGAGGCACAAGGAGCUGGUCAGUUUAGAAAAUCAAAUGAACGAUUUGAAAGACAUUUUCCUCCAGAUUUUUCUUUUGGUGGAAGAACAAGGGGGAAUGAUAAAUAACAUUGAAGUGGCCACACAAAACACGGAAAACUAUGUUCAGCAGACAGCAGAAAAGUUCAAACUGGCGGCGAAAUACAAGAGGAAAAACCCGUGCAGGGUACUUUGUUGCUGUUGCUUCCCUUGCUGUAAAUAGGUGUACAGAAGUGGAUUUGUUAAAAGGAAGCUGCCCUGGAGUGGUUCAGCAGACAUGCUGGCUGGGAGUUGUCUUUUUUCCCCCACUGGGAAAUAUCACGAAGGUGGACAUUUGCUUGGCAAGCUUUCCCAUUGCUUGAGAAAUAAACUCUAAAAAAAGACUGACUAAAUAAAGCCUUUCUAAGCAUUGCUAAACCAAACCUUUAAUGACAGCGGUUUCCAAACUGUGAGGCUGCCCCCCUCCCGGAGUACAGAGCCUUUGCUUAGGGGCACCCAGAUUAAAGGCCAGUUAGAUAUUUUGAAAGAAUACCUUAUUCCUCUCUUACUCCUACGCUAGUGAAACUUCGCCAUCGUUCGGCGCCCUGGACGUAGCUUCGCAUUUUAGUGAAUUAGCGUUGUCCUGGCAAAAUGUGGCGAUGUUAGCGAAGCCGUCGCUGGCAAAUUUCCGGAGGUUAGUGAAUUUGCCCUUAGAUGGGAGGAUAAGCAGAAAAAGUCUAGAAACCUCUGUUUCCAGCUCUUAGGCCCACGGCACACCGGCAUUUAUGACUGCAAUCACAACUCUCGUCCACAUAAAUGUUUAUACUUUUGCUAAAACACAGGAUAGAACAGACUUUACCACUAAUGACAUUAUUGAGGGUUGAGGGGAUAAAGAUAAAUGGUUGUGAAUGAAGAUCCCAUGCAAAAGAACUUUUCUAGUAGCAAAACAGCCAAACUGAAUCCAGUUAUUGUUUUUGGUUUUCAAGCCUGCAAGAUGCCUCCGUCUAAGAAUUCCUGAAAUAAAACAGUAUUCUUCAGAUCUCUAGGGUGGUUACUAAACGGAUAUUUUGUAAACUAAAUUACUAAGAAUACUAAGAGGAAUGUUCAGCAAAUGAACAUUGAAGAGGCUCCGGAUGCUACAUGUUUAUAGGUCUUAGUCUUCAGUUCCCAUAAGAAAAAAACUACGUGCACCCUUGGGCUUAAUUAGGAUUUCCUUUUUGACUGUAAAGUUUGGGCAAACAGCUUAUUAGGGGCACGUCAAAACUCUUCUGUGCAUGGUUUGCAUUUAAAAAAAAGUUAUUCAAGAGCGGGAGUUGCCUUACAGCUUACCUCAAAUAUGUUAUUCUUUCUAGACAAAUAAUUUAUGCAAGAUAUUGCUCACAUCUCAAUCCCAUAUACUAGAUGAAUAUUUGUGGGAAUGAAAAGGCUGUUAUGGAGGAGUUGUCCAUAGUCAAGGCAAAAUAAAUGUAUUUUGGACUUAUAUGAAAAUGAAGAUGAAGUAGCAGUUAAAGGUGCAGUUCAGUGUAAAAUAAAAACUGGGUAAAUAGAUCACAAUAAAAAAUGUUUCUAAUAUAGUUAGUUAGGCAAAAAUUUAAUGUAUAAAGGCUGGAGUGACUGGAUGUCAAACAUAACAGAAAAGAACACUACUACGCUGAGUUAGUCAGUGACUUUAAGGGGGCCACAUGGGAUAUAACUGUUCAGUGAGUUUAAAAUGGAUUCUCAGCAUUCAACUCAAAUUCAAAAGCAACAGUUAUGACCCAUGUGCCCCCCUCAAGUCACUGAUUGGUUACUGUCUGGUAACUAAUCAGUGGAAACCAAGAGAGCUGAAAAGCAGGAAGUAGUUUUCUGGCUAUUAUGUUAUAAAUCCAGGCCAGCCUUUAUACAUUACAUUUUUGGCUAACUAACUAUAUAAGAACUUUUUUAUUUUGCACAGCAGAUUUACCCAGUUUUUAUUUUUAUACUGAACGAUUCCUUUAAAAGGACCAGUAACGUCAAAAUGUUUUUAAAAAAAUGCGUUUGUAUAGAACGUAAAAAAAAAAAACACCAAGACAUAUUUAACUUUAAAAUCGCAAAGUCUUUAUUAAAAAAUAACUUUCAGAAACUCUGCUUGCGCUCUUCUUCAGAAAAGGUGUCAGUCGCUCGAUUUCUCCUCCCUAGCUAUCUAGGCAGGGAGUAGAAAUAGAGCGCUGCACGAUGAAUCGUUGCCCUGUCGCCUUUUAUGAAGAGGAGCGCAAGCGGAGUUUCGGUAAGUUAUUUUUUAAUAAAGACUUUGCGAUUUUAAAAUUAAAAUAUGUCUUGGUACUUUUUUUCUGUUAUAUACGAAAUCAUUUUAAAAAAAAAAUGAUGUUACUGGUCCUUUAAGCACUGUGAAGUAGAAGAAAAUGCUUGGUAUGCCCCCUAUAGUCAUAGCCAGGCAGAAGUCAUACCUUCAAGCAGUAGGGUAGGCCUAUCACCCAUUGCUGGGCCUAGCUAGAUAAUGGAAUAUUAGCUUUAUCUCUAGGACACCCUUGCACUCUGAGCAGCCAGCUAUACCCUGGUAAUUACUUACCCUUGUUUAAAGGGGAAAAAAAGUUUAAAUCAUCAGCAUAUGAUUGCAGUUGGACGUUUCAGUAAAAAUUUUCAUUGUAGAAACUGUAAAGAAUUUGUAAAGAAGUCUGGACAUUUCUGUAGUUUUCUUGCUACCCUGUGACAAUACUGUGACACAUAUGAGAAGGCACUGGUUGUAUAUAUGUUACUCUGUUAUGCUAUAUUUAUUAUGGUCAAUAAACGUGUGUG
This is a messenger RNA of Xenopus laevis (African clawed frog), 3632 nucleotides long. RefSeq names its product syntaxin 19 L homeolog (gene stx19.L). Gene Ontology annotation, biological process: synaptic vesicle fusion to presynaptic active zone membrane; exocytosis; vesicle-mediated transport. Gene Ontology annotation, molecular function: SNAP receptor activity; SNARE binding. Lineage: Eukaryota; Metazoa; Chordata; Amphibia; Anura; Pipidae. Gene Ontology annotation, cellular component: cytoplasm; presynaptic active zone membrane; membrane. The record is from RefSeq and is marked provisional.